CCCGCCUGCCUGUCUUCUGCUAGUUUUUUAAAACGCUGAAUACAGUUAAAGAGCAUCUCCCAUCUCUUCGGUGGGAGAACCCUUCAAGUGUCGGUCUUCCUCGCGCAAAACCGUAUGCGGAGGGAGGAAGAACGAAACCGUUACUGUGGAUCCAGAAGCUAUGGACCCUGGAAAAACCUUCCAUCAUUCAACAGGAACAAGGACUAUCAAAGUUUGGUCGUCAUCUUCAGAUCCUGUGCAUUUUGAAACGGAUGUUUCUCAUGAAAAAUUAGAAAGCGUGUCAGAAGCAGAGGCCAUGAAUUUCAGCAGUCUUUCUCAAGACUUAACCCACUCACAUUCUCCCUUCUAUAUGGAAACCAACAGUACCACUUCAGACUUGCCUCAGAAUGAAACAAAGAAUGCUCAAAGGGAAGUUGAGUCUAAAUUCACACUUUGCGAAGAAAUGUAUGGCACACUAGAUGAUUGGUUAGGCGAUGUCAGCAUUGGAAAUGAUUCACAGAACCCUCUAACUCAGCCAGCCGACAUUUCCUCCUUCAGGCAAUUUGAACCCAUUUGCAAAUUUCAUCUCAGAGAAGCACUUAAUAAUGGAAUGAUAAUAUCUCAAAAUCCAACAGAAAGCUUACCUUACACAGAGAAACCAGAAAGGCAAAGUUGUGUGUGUAAUUGUGCAAAAGACACCAAUGUGAAGGAAAAUUCAUUUAAGGAAGAAAAUCCAGUGGGAACUAGCACCUCCACAAAUGAAGACCAGCUUGCUCACGAGUGUGUCAGACAACCUUCUAGAAGCCCACCUCUAGUCCAGAGCAGUGAAGAGACACUGAAAUUCAGGGAAAUGUCACUGCGUAAAAGUGCCUACAUGGAGUCUAGUCAACCUCAAAGCUUCCCAUAUGAGGAGAAUGUGCACAGAUAUGUUGAAAAACCAUUUUAUCAAGAGAAUAGCUUUAACCUCUUUGAUCUGAAAGCUAAUUAUACAACAGAGGAGAUCUCAGUGUCUUCGAGAGGAAUACAGACCUUUGGGGAUAUUCCUGAGAUGCCAGUCUGUCACCAUAAGGAGGUCGCCGUGGAGGGCACAGACAGGCCACGGAUGGGCUCACCUUGGUCUCCUGCAAGCACUACUUGGGGUCGUGGAGCAUCUCCAGAUGAUGGCAAGAUGCCUGACACAAAGCAGAGCUUGGAAAGCUUACAACUUCCAGAAGAGGAUAUGGCUUUAAAUGAAGUCUUACAGAAAUUACAGCACACUAACAAACAGCAGCAAACUCGGAUCCAAGACCUGCAGAGUAGCAACAAGUAUUUAGAGAAGAAGGUCAAAGAACUACAGAAGCAGACUACCAAACAGCAGGUGUUCGUGGACAUCAUAAAUGAGCUGAAGGCCAAGGUGGAAGAAUUAAUUGAAGACAAAUACAGAGUGAUGCUAGAGAAGAAUGACAUGGACAAGACACUGAAGAAUUUGCACGAGGUCUUAACUCAAACCCAAAAGCAUCUUCAGGAAGCUGGGCAUGAAAAGGAAACCUUAAAGCUGGAGCUUAAGAAGAUCAAGGGCAAUUACAUUCACCUACAGGAAAGGUACAUGACUGAGAUGCAACAGGAAGAUGAAACUGUCAAUCAGUGCCUAGAGAUGGACAGAACCCUAAGGGAGAAAGAAGAGGAGGUGGAGAAACUGAAGCAACUCAAGGGGGAGCUGGAAAAGGCCACCACCUCCACUCUGGACUUGCUGAGAAGGGAGAAGAAGGCCCAAGAGCAAGAGUUCCAGUCUUUGCAGGAGGAAUUUCAGAAGCAUGAGGAGGAACACCUGGAAGAAAGACAGAAACUGAAAGCAACACUCAAAAAACUGCUCACUCAAGUUCAUCAUUUGCAGUUCGUAUCUGAAAACGAGAAGGUAAAGAACGCCCGACUCCAGCAGCAGGUCAACGAACUAAAACAGGAAAAUGCAAGGUUUCGGCAGCAGGUGGCGAGGAGCCAGGAGCCAAACGAUGCCCCUGGGUUUGACACGGCCGGGUUAACGGAGCACUCUGGAGAAGCGAUCGAGGCCGAUAUCAAAAAGGAUUCUAAUUUGUUCCUGAACUGCUCACCUGGUGAAAAAAGCUUGAGUCCCCCAGAUGUGAAAAGGACUUCUCAGCUGGUCUCCAAAAUUCACAGUGUUCCAACUCUGAUGGUAGGACUUCUCACAUCCCAAGACAUCACCACUCCGGAUGUUGAACAUUACAAAGAGAGCGAGAAAGUUAGUGAUACAAUGCUACAAAAAUUGAAGCACUUCCAUCUUAAGAAGGAAAGUUUAGAUAAAGAGCUAUUGGAACAUAAAGACAAAAUCACAGCUUUUAGAGAGUUAAUUGCAGUAGAAAAAGCAUUUCAAGAUCAGGUUUUUGAGUUUACAGGUUUUGAUUCAGAUGAAGCCACAAGUGCUGGAGAUAUACCCGUCUUACUGGGAGCCAAACUGAAUAGGUACCGUAGUCUGAAUGAAGGACAUGAUUUCUUGAUAACAAAAUUGGGAAAUCUUCUAGAAUCAAAAGAAGACCAUUGCAGCAGACUCACUGAAGAAAAUGACAAAUAUCAAAGACAUUUAGGCAACUUAAUAAAGAAGGUUACAUCCUAUGAAGAAAUCAUCGAAUGUGCUGACCAAAGGCUCACGAUAUUCUACUCCCAGAUUACACAUUUAGAAAAGAGAAAUAAACAUUUGGAAGAUUUGAUUAGGAGGCCCAGAGAGAAAGCAAGAAAACCACGGUCCAGAAGAUUAGAAAAUCACCCAAAGUCCUUGACCACGAUGGCAGUCAGCUACUUGGUGUUUCUGCCUCCAGCUGGGUGCCCCUUCCUUCCAUCCUCCACCGAGGAGACUGCGAAUUUCAGAAGGAAAUAAGAUGAAGCCCCUUGCCUAUAUAAAACUCUUCGAUGGUUCCCUGUUGCAUUCUGGAUCAGUUUGAGCUCCCUAAUUAAGCACAUAAGAUCCUCUAUGACCUGGCCCUUGCCUUCCUAUCCAGUCUUCUCAUUCACUGCUUCGUUCUCACCUUCUCACCAUCAUACACCCAACCAUAUCAAACCACUUGCCCCUUUCCAAACAUGCUAUGUUAUUUUCAUGCCUUCCUGAUAUUUCCUAUACAGCUUCCCCUGCCAAGAAUGCUCUCUCUCAGUUCCUUGUGUCCCCUUACUUUAGUUCCCACCUUACAAACUUAUCUGCCAGCUCAAGCUCGACUUGACAGGAACCCUUUGAGUGCAGGGAUUAUCUCGUAUUCAUUUUGGUAUUCCCAAGCACGUACCCCAGAAUAGGUAUGAAAUAGGAGGGAGUGUUAGGCAGACUCAGGACCCAUUACCAAUGCUACC
Molecule: messenger RNA, 3309 nt
Organism: Neogale vison (American mink)
Lineage: Eukaryota; Metazoa; Chordata; Mammalia; Carnivora; Mustelidae
Gene: CAGE1
Product: cancer antigen 1
Exons: 14
Coding region: 161-2848 (895 amino acids)
Source: RefSeq, a predicted model, not a curated record